Molecule: messenger RNA, 1529 nt
Organism: Dendronephthya gigantea
Lineage: Eukaryota; Metazoa; Cnidaria; Anthozoa; Malacalcyonacea; Nephtheidae
Product: serine/threonine-protein kinase/endoribonuclease IRE1-like
Exons: 2
Coding region: 1-1227 (408 amino acids)
Biological process (GO): IRE1-mediated unfolded protein response; protein phosphorylation; intrinsic apoptotic signaling pathway in response to endoplasmic reticulum stress
Cellular component (GO): IRE1-TRAF2-ASK1 complex
Molecular function (GO): ATP binding; protein serine/threonine kinase activity; RNA endonuclease activity
Source: RefSeq, a predicted model, not a curated record
AUGACUGUGCUGCAUUUUGCUGUUAUUGAAGAUAGCCUGGAAAUAGUAAAAUAUCUUGUUGAAAAUGGUGCUGAUGUAAGUAGUAGCGAAGGAACAAUUUUACGCGCUGCUCUCGAGACUGAUGGAAUAGAAAUGAUAACGUAUUGUGUGGAACGGGUUGCUGAUUCAACUCUCAAAAAUACUACUCUUGGCUCUAGUAUUUUGGAGAUAGCAAUUGUGAAGAAUUCAGUUGAUUUGGUCACUCUUCUGUUAAAAAAGAACGUCACUUUAUGGAAAGGUAAUGGAAAAAAUUUAAGCCCUCUUGAAUUGAGCAUCCACCUUGGUCAUGAUGAAAUUGCAAGUAUUCUUAAAAGGUCGACAAAACAUCGUGAGAAAAUUCAGGUGCUUGUUACAACGAAUUCCAACCAGUUAGAGAAGACUGAAAUUCCGAUAGAAGCUUUUGUCGCCGAAGGGCAAUUCAGAAUUGGCGAUGGUGGUUAUUCAUGUGUCUAUGUUGGUAUCAUGAAGGAUGGAAGUGAAGUUGCUGUUAAGACAAUGCUGGUGCAAAAGUGUUAUAAAGUAGCUGAAAACGAAAAGGAAAUCAUGCGUCUAAUGAGAACAGAAAACUCUCCAUUUAUAGUCAGCUAUCGACAUUUUCACAACGACGGGACAUUCAUGUAUCUUAUUGUAGAUCUUUGUGAAGAAACCUUGAGAGAAUUUGUUGAUUCGGAGACUAUUGAGCAGCUAAAAGACCACGGUCCACGGUUGAUCAAAGAAAUUCUAUCCGGACUUGAAUUUCUUCAUGAUAAAGGAAUAUUGCACAGAGAUCUAAAACCAUCAAACAUCCUGGUUGGUAUGGAUGGUCACAUGAAAUUGGCAGACUUUGGACUAAGCCGCAUUCUGAAGGAAGGCGAGACAACAGUUGAAACAUAUGCUAAAGGUUCUGAAGGAUGGAUACCACCUGAAGUAAUAGAAGCAGGAGAGAAAAAAGAAAAAGGUCCCUUCAAAAAGAAAUCGGAUGUUCAUGUCGCGGGUAUGAUUGCUUUCUACGUUUUAACUAAAGGUGAACACCCUUUCGGAUGCAGGUUAGAUCGAAUGAAAAAUAUUUUGAAAGGAAAGUCUGUGAAUUUGAAGAAACUUGGUGAUCGUAAAGCUCGAAAGUUUGUGUCGUGGCUGAUUAAUCACAAGAUUGAUAAAAGACCUUAUGCUGACGAAGCGCUGAGAGACUGUUUCGUCAAUGAAGACUAACAGAAUCCCAGAUACAGAUUAACAAAAGUUUUGAUGAAUUAUUAGAAGAUUAACGUUGAGCUAUGUCAAGGGAAGAGUUUUAUAAACCAGACUUUUUACAUAUGUUCUUUGUUUAGCCAAACUUGUACAAAAUUGAUAUUAUUCAUGAUCAACUGUAGAAACGUCCUUUCGUUCACAGCGUUCCCGUCGUGGACGAAUACUUGUGCUAGAGCUUUAGGCAAAUGAUUUAGAACCUUUUUAGAGUUUAGCGUUCUUAGUUCUUAGUUAAAUGAAAAAUGUACAUAUAUAUAUUGCAGCCAGCU